GUAUGUGAAAAUGCCCAAUUCCUUCAUAGAGGGUUCAUGUUUCUGUGGACUGAUGGAAGAAGAGCAUCUUCCUCUGGUAACUCUGGUUCCUCAACCCUCAGCACCACACCCAUCAGAGGGAUUCAUAAUGAUGAGCAGUAUAAUGAAGCAGCAAGAGCAGUUGGGCGAGAAGAAUGCCAUCAGCUUUACCCACAGCAUCCUCAACUCCCUCAACCUCAACUUCCUGAGGAAGCCAUCUCAAUCUUCCUCCAGGAAGCCACCCAUCAUCACCCACACACCUGCUGAGCCAUUCACCAUCACCUCUCAACUAUCCUUGCAGGGUUUCCAUGUUGCUUUCCUGUUCAACCAGGCUGCUUUUGUUAGCAGCUUGAUGGACCAUAUAUCCAUCACAGCCUGGUUGAUCUGGCACAUGACAGGGGUAGUAGUCCAGCUUCUUCUUGAAGACUUCGACUCUUGUUCUACCAGUUCCAGGCUACAAAGCCUAUCCCUAAUUCGACAGUACAUCCCAACAAUGGCCCUUCUGUGUCAUUACAGUAAUGUGAACUCUCUCCUUGUGGCGAAUGGUGUGACGUCGCGUUCCAGAGGACGCAAUGCCAUCUAUCCAUGUGUAGUGCCCCAUACCCUGCCUGCUCAAGCACCUCGGCUGAUGGUACCCGCUCCUGGUAGUGCCUGGAGGAAGGAAACACACUUCACAGAGCUACCUACCAAUGCCUACGGCACAAUAGCCUUUACUAAUGAGAUGGCAGGCAUGGACAAGCCAGCCAAGUAUGUAAGAAUGUCCUCCAACACUGACAUGAAGCAUGUCAUCACCUUGCUCACUGAUUACUGGCAGCUCCUCGACCCCCAUAGACCCCAACUGGUCAUCUCUGUUACAGGUGGCGCCAAGAACUUCCAGCUGGAUGGCAAGAAGAAAGCGAUCUUUUCCUCGGGACUCAUAAAGGCAGUGAAGUCAACGAAGGCAUGGCUUCUUACAGGAGGAAUGUACGUGGGUAUAAUGAGGAGUGUGGGGGAGGCUGUCAACCAGGGCCAGUUUAUUGUCAAGAUAAAACGAAAGACCAUCUUUGCUGAAGAGCGGGAGCAGAUGAUCCGGGGCAUCAGGUGUCUUGGUGUGGUACCCUGGGGAUACAUCGACAAGAGGGACAUCCUCAUCAACAAGGAUCUCAACAGUUUUGCUUCAGUCAAGUACAAAAUGAAGGACAAGGUCGAUCGCCAUAAACCAGUCUCGCUUGAUGGCAACCACACCCACUUCCUUUUUGUUGAUGAUGGCAACAGGAACACCUUCAGAGGAGUCGACGACUUCAGGACUCGGCUGGAAGAAGCUAUCAGAGAGCCGGAGCCAAAGGGCCUGGGACUGCCAGUGGUGCUGCUGCUGCUGGAUGGAGGACUUGACUCCAUUGUCAAAUGUGAUAUGGCCCUCAAGCGAAAUAUUCCCAUUGUGGUGGUGGCCGGUACAGGAAGAGCAGCUGACCUCCUGGCAUAUGCUGUAUCUAUGACCCGACAUACUCACAGGUUGAAGAAUCACAAAGAGCAACUUUCGCGUCGUAUCAACUCCACUAUGCCGGAGCUGGCUGGCUACCCCAAGAAACAGAAGAGGUGUGUACACUUGCUGCUCCAGUGUUGCAACAAAGUCAGCAUGAUCACCAUAUUCAACAUUAACUCCAAUGAGGAAAUGGACAAGUAUAUUCUCCAUGCACUACUCAAAGCACAACGUGACUGGCCAUUGGGCGGACUGGAGGAUCUAAUGACGACAGCUCUUCUGGAGGAGAAGGUGGAGUUUGUCAAGCUUUUCAUAGUAAAUAAUCUGGUGAUGGCUGACUACCUCACAGUGGGCAAGUUGCGGCACCUCUACAAUGAAGCAUGUUUACCCAACUCUCAUCUUGGUCAACUGCUGCAGCGGUCGUCCCUCCAGAGCCGUCACCACCACCUCAUCCACGUCCACUACCUCCUGCAGGCCAUGAUGAGACGACAUGAUGAUGAUGUGUAUGAGGCUGACACACCUGAUGCACUCACUGACAACACCUCUGUUAAUUAUUUAACUUUCCAGGACCCAUACAUGGAACUGCUGUUGUGGGCCAUCCUCAGCAGACGCAGCAGACUAGCUAAGUACCUGUGGCAGAGGUGUAAAUCACCACUGUGUGCCGUCAUUGUUGCCUCCUGCCUGUACCGCUCCCUCUGGCUCUCCCUUGGGGCCAAGAACACUGACAUUCGUGAUUCUUACCAGGACAACAAGGAUGUCUUCGAACACCUCGCUGUUGAUCUACUGGCUACAUGUUAUGAAGUAGACAGUGUCAACGCUAUGGGUCUUAUAGAGAGAAGGAAUGCCAAAUGGGGUAACAUGGACUAUCUAGAGCUGGCACUGAUGGCUAACGACAUGCACUUCAUCUCCACGCCAGCAGUCCAGGCUAACGUGGAGAUCAACUGGCGGCGGGGCAUGACCAGGGCACAUAUCUUGGCUGUUAUCAUUGCCAAUUUUUUCCCUCUUCUUAUCUUCUGGCCACGUUUUUUCCGUUUCCAGAAGCUUGGUGACAACGGGGGAGAGCUGACCACCUUACAAAAGCUCCUCGUCUUUUACAAGUCUCCUAUUUCAAAAUUCUGCUAUCAUUCUUCUGCCUAUGUUAUUUUUUUGGUCUUGUAUGCUUAUGUUGUCCUCUUUGACUUUGAGUAUGAGAUGACAUACAUGGAGAUCCUCCUUCUCAUCUGGAUAUUCAACCAUUUGAUUAAUGAGAUUGCUGAGGUGAGGCGCAACAACUUCCUCAAUUUUAGCCUGGUGACACAAAGCCUGGUGACACAGAGCCUGGUGACACAAAGCCUGGUGACACAGAGCCUGGUGACACAAAGCCCGGUGACACAGAGCCUGGUGACACAAAGCCCAGUGACACAAAGCCUGGUGACAGAGCCUUGUGACACAAAGCCUGGUGACACAGAGCCUGGUGACACAGAGCCUGGUGAAACAAAGCCUGGUGACACAGAGCCUUGUGACACAAAGCCUGGUGACACAGAGCCUGGUGACACAGAGCCUGGUGACACAGAGCCUGGUGACACAGAGCCUGGUGACACAGAGCCUGGUGACACAGAGCCAAUCUCAGAGGUACUGGUGUUCUUGGCUCUGCUGGUGAUCUUCAUCCUUGGGUAUGGCAUCGCCUCGCAGUCACUGCUGCACCUCUCACGCAGUGCAUUCACCCUCAACUCCACUAGCAUCUCCAAUAUCAUGAAGGAUGUGCUGCUUACUCCCUACUGGCAAAUGUAUGGAGAACUCCAACUGGAGGAGAUUGCAGGUGAGGACGAACAGGUGUGUCACCAGAAGUCGUGUUGGGUGAAUGAGGUUUGUUUCAAGGAUAAUACAAGCUGUACGAAGGAGUUGGAUUGUGUGUGUGAGAACCCCACAGACUACUCCUGGGUUGUCAACCUCAUGCUCUUCUUCUACUUAAUUAUUGGCAACAUUAUGCUGCUCAAUCUCCUCAUUGCUAUCUUCACGUAUGUGUUUGAUGAGGUGCAGGAAAACAGUAUGGUGAUCUGGAAGUUUGAGAUGCUGAGGCUUAUCCAGGAGUAUGACUUUAAGCCAGCCCUUGUUCCUCCGUUUGUGGUGAUUGAGUAUUUGUGGCGAGUCUGCAAGUAUUUAUGGAAGCUUACUUGCAGAGAAGAAAAUGAAAAUUGUGAGUCUUUCUUGAUGUAUACUUGUAUGUCUUGA
Cherax quadricarinatus is the source of this 3688-nucleotide messenger RNA. The record is from RefSeq and is a predicted model, not a curated record. NCBI's taxonomy places the organism in Eukaryota, Metazoa, Arthropoda, Malacostraca, Decapoda, Parastacidae.